AUGCUGAAAUAUCAGGAGUACACCGCAUGGAUUUCGGUUGAUGGUCAGCCGCUGGAAACUUACGCUGUGGAGACACUUCCGGCGACCAAUGAAGUGACAUGCUGGAUUGCGUCGGAAGCUGGCAAGGAGUUUUCUGUGCAUUGCCAAGAUACCUCUGCCAGUAGCGUCGAGGCCAUUGCUGCAUUCGUCUAUCUUGAUGGACAGGUGUGCCACGGUAACAAGUUCAAGGCGAACACGAAUCAUAUUGUCAAGAUUAGUGACGUGUAUGUCACGGAUAGGAUCACCAAACCAUUCGUAUUCUCAACUGUUCGGCUCACCGAUGAAGACGAAUUCGUGGAUACGUCAUCAGCCAACUUAGGACAAAUCCAAGUCAAGGUUUGCAGAAUAGUGCUCAGCGAUUUCUGCUAUCCCUCGCAGACCAAUCUUCAAACUGAACACAAAGUGCACGAGCGCUCAAAGAAAGCAGUGACACAUUGUGUAGGGCUUGGUAGUGGAACUGUGGUUCAAUCAACAAUGAUGCGCAACUCAGAGUACAUCGGUCAACCUCUCGCAAUCUUCACAUUCAAAUACAGAGACCGAAAUCUUUUAAAGGCGAACGGAGUCAUACCAGUCCCAGCACCUUUGAAGCGCAAGGCAUCUCAGGAAAUCAUUGAUCUCACUGUUAAUGACGUCAAGGUAGAGAGCAACAGGCCCAAUGCUCUUGUCCGAGGAGAAGGCAGUUCGCGCAGAAUAAAGGAAACAGAACACAGGAACAAGAAGGUGAAGCAAGAACAGAAGCCUGUUGUAUUUGUAGAUGUCAUUGAUUUGACGUAG
Molecule: messenger RNA, 813 nt
Organism: Suillus paluster
Lineage: Eukaryota; Fungi; Basidiomycota; Agaricomycetes; Boletales; Suillaceae
Exons: 5
Coding region: 1-813 (270 amino acids)
Source: RefSeq, a predicted model, not a curated record